AUGUUCAUGUUAUCAACAUAUAAAGCUUCCAAUCAUACUAGAAAGGUCAUAUCAAUUAAAUUUGUUUGGAGUAUGCUUAGCUUCAUUAAAUUUAGUACUUUUGGAAGUCUCCUCAAUCUAACAUCUGGAGGAAAAUAUUUUGGGGAAAAUCAAGAUUUGGCUGCGAAAAUAUCAACAUCGUCGAAAUUUAUUUGUGUGGACAAUGAAAAAGGCGAUUUUUCGACCUCAAAAGAGCAGAAAUUAGAAGUAGAAUGGUAUGAUCUAGAUGAAGACAACCCUCAUAAUUGGAGCUUACUUAAAAAGUCAUUAGUGUCCUUGGAACUUUGUUUUCUAACUAUGUUAGUAUAUAUGGGAUCAGCAAUAUAUACUCCAGGUGCCGAUCUUCUAAUGAAUGAUUUUGGAAUAAGUCUGAGAGUAUCGUUGAUUCCACUUACCGUUUUUGUUGUUGGAUAUGGAAUUGGAACAUUGUUAUUUUCUCCAUUGUCAGAAAACAAGGUUAUUGGAAGAAAUUACGUUUAUUUCGUGACUCUAUUCCUUUUUUUUAUUAUGCAAUUGCCAGUUGCAUUAGCAAAAAAUAUAGCAUCUUUAAGCGUCCUUAGGUUUUUGACUGGAAUCUUUGCGUCUCCAGCAUUAGCAAAUGUAGGUGCUUCUUUCACUGAUAUUUUUGCACCGCCGUAUAUGCCCAUUGGCCUUGGAAUUUGGGGAAUAGCAGCAUGGUGUGGACCUUCAAUAGGACCCUUCCUUGGAUCUAUUCUAGUGGUCAAGGGUGGGUGGAGAUGGUGUUUUUGGUUUAUGUUUAUUUCAUCUGGGGGUUGUUUCCUAAUGUUAACGUUUUUGCUUCCCGAAACAUACAGAGACAGCAUUUUGUAUCGUAAAAGUCGAAGUUUAAAAAGUACCAUGCAAGAAGAUGGAUCUAACUUUCAAGAAGCUAAAAAUUUUCCUAAUAUUAUCUCACUAAUCAAAGAGACUUUGUGGAGACCAAUAGUUAUUUCAAUUGAAGAGCCAGUUGUUUUAUUAAUCAAUAUAUAUAUUGCACUAGUUUAUUCGGUGGUCUAUCUCUGGUUUGAAGCUUUUCCGAUUGUGUUUCUUCAAGUUCAUCAUUUUACACUUGUGGAAAUGGGUACAGCUUAUCUAAGCAUAAUUAUUGGUGUCUUAGUUGGAAUUACCUUUUAUCUUAUUUACUGUUAUAAGUGUUUCACGAAGAAGUUGUUGGCAGGAGAAAAAGUCGAUCCGGAGGUUUUUUUACCACCAGCAAUUUUUGCAAGUAUUCUAAUGCCAAUAAGCCUAUUUAUUUUUGGAUGGACAACUGCAAAAGACAUCCAUUGGAUAGGACCACUAAUUGGCGCUGCCAUUUUUGGAGCUAGUGGAAUUCUUAAUUUUCAAACUCUUCUAAAUUAUCUAGGAAUGUCAUUUCCGAGGUAUGUUGCUUCUGUUUUUGCAAGUAAUAAUUUAUUCAGGUCAGUUAUUGCAGGAGUGUUUCCUUUGUUUGCGAGGUCUUUAUACUUGAAUCUUUCAACCGAGAGAUUUCCUGUUGCAUGGGGUUCUUCGAUUUUAGGUUUUAUUUCUACUCUCAUGUGCUCGAUACCCGUAUUAUUUUAUUUGAAUGGUCCUCGAUUAAGAGCUAGGUCCAGAUUUUCUGGUCUCGGACAUAGAAGUAGGAAUUAA
Priceomyces carsonii is the source of this 1665-nucleotide messenger RNA. Its product is annotated as MFS transporter. Gene Ontology annotation, cellular component: plasma membrane. The coding region runs from base 1 to 1665 and encodes 554 amino acids. Gene Ontology annotation, molecular function: fluconazole transmembrane transporter activity. NCBI's taxonomy places the organism in Eukaryota, Fungi, Ascomycota, Pichiomycetes, Serinales, Debaryomycetaceae. The record is from RefSeq and is a predicted model, not a curated record. The transcript has a single exon. Gene Ontology annotation, biological process: xenobiotic detoxification by transmembrane export across the plasma membrane.